Molecule: messenger RNA, 2826 nt
Organism: Talaromyces rugulosus
Lineage: Eukaryota; Fungi; Ascomycota; Eurotiomycetes; Eurotiales; Trichocomaceae
Exons: 1
Coding region: 1-2826 (941 amino acids)
Molecular function (GO): protein binding
Source: RefSeq, a predicted model, not a curated record
AUGCCUUCUAGCAUCUCGUUUAGCCAUCACGGCUUGUUGCUGUGCAACUUGUUCGUUUCCGCCGCAUACGCGACACUCCCUUAUACACCUUCCUACAUAUUUCCCAGCAACCGAUCAAACAGCAGUCUCGCCUACGUGCUUCAGCCGAAUGCAGAUCAAGAUGCUAUCGAGUUUCUCUCCUUAGACCUAUCCAACUUCAACCCCGCCAGUCCUCAAUCCACCGUUCUCUACCACAGCGUUCCCUUUGCCGCGAAUAAUGACGGGGCUUUUAUUCCCAUUUUAAACACAAAUGGGGUUAUCAAUGUCAUCCAGGGUAACUGCCAAGGAUCACAAGGUGCACCGCUAGUGUGGACAUUCCAUGCCGACCAAGACAGUCAUAGUGGGAACGGGACAUGGAAGUCGUUGCCGGCGGAGCAGCCGUCGACAAACGGGUCCAACUUGGGAUAUCUUGCAAGCGGCUUUGCAUUUGCAUCGUCGAAUGACACGUCGGCCGACCUAUAUACAUUCGGAGGCAUGUGCCCGUCCACCGACAGCACUUUGGCAGACUGGGUUUCGGCUGCGAACUACUCACAAUCCAUGACGCUACUUGCGCCAAACAACUCGUCUCAGCCUUCUAGCUACGGCAUCGAAGACAUUACACCCACCAGUCCACCUGUUGCAGAAGCCGGCUAUACCGUCACGGAACUUCAGCGAGUCAGCUCCACGACUUCCACUGGCCGGAACGUUCAAGAAGGGGAGUUUCUGUUCAUCGGAGGUCACACCCACAACGCCUUUAUCAACAUGUCGACCAUUGCUUUGUUCUCUCUUCCCCAGGCCGGAUGGACAUAUAUUCCAGUUGACCUGGAUGACGGUUCUCCUAGGACUGAUCUGGCCGUUCGUGACACUCAAGUCGAACCGAGAUCUGGACAUACCGCAGUGAUAUCUUCGGAUGGGAGCAGGAUCGUUAUCUUUGGUGGAUGGGUCGGUGAUACAAACACACCAGCCAAUCCGCAGCUCCUCGUUCUCGAAGUUGGUGAAGACUACGGUGGCUCGGGUGAAUGGACAUGGACAGUUCCACAGCCCAUUGGAUCUGGUCCAUCGCAAGACUCUGGGAUUUUUGGGCAUGCAGCAACUAUGCUGGAUGGAGAUGUGAUGAUGAUAUCAGGUGGUUACACCAUUUCAACGGCGUCGACAAACUCAAAACGGGACUCGUCGACUUUUGAGACCAACUCUCAAGUUCAUCUUUACAACGUAACCUCGAAUGCUUGGACAUCGACAUACACCCAGCCCAACUCGCAGAAUGCCGGGUCGGGACAAGGGACAGGUAGUGCUCUUGAUUCUUCUGGAGAAAAGGCUGGCCUCGGAAUUGGGGUCUCCGCCGCAGCCAUUGCGGUUAUCGGAGUUGCUUACGUGGUGUGGUCAAGGAAGCGUUGGAACCAUCGUCGACACAGAGACAAGGAGCUACGAAAGCUAGCUUUUGGGGCCGAGCGUUCGAAUAUCUGGAGUGAUCAGGGAAUUGAAUCCAGUUACCGGAACCCAGAGGACGACAGUGUACGCAAUUCUAUUCUCGAAAACCUGUACUCUUCGGGCCAAAGUCAUCACUACAGCGCGGUGCCGGGCCCUGGGACCCAGGGCCCCAUACCCGAAGCAGAGAGAACCGGGUUACUCUACGAAGUCCCUAGUCCAACAAGAGGUCUUCGAAGGAACUUAACAGGCCGCCCACAGCGAGUUCAGUCUGCAGGUUGGUACGAUGAAGCCAGGACGGGCUAUGGAGCUGGAUCUAUUCACCCCAUUGACGAACGUGACGAAUACGAAACAUCGCCAGAGGCUGAGGAAAGGGAAACGGGCCGUCAAACUCCUAGAAUGACAGAGUUAUCUGAUCCCUUUGCCGACCCCGGAUCUCCUUCUCGUGUGCCGCUGAUUACUUUCCCUGAAAGUCCGGUAAUGAAGCAGCAAGGGUCGGAUAGUAUGUCGGUACGCUCAGAGGGAGCUCGCAGCGCAUCACCUGAGAAAAGCGAGAGAACGAAUUCCAGCUUGUCCGAGGCAUCCAUUUCCAACCUGUCCGACACUUCCAUACAGCGGUCUCAUAUUGGGUCAAUAAGAGGAAGACACCUUCUUCAGUCUGCCAUUCCAAUUCUGGAGCCAUCUAAUCACGAAACCACUGCCGCAAGUGGACGCAAUUCACCCGAAAAAUCUCCCGGUCGAGCAGAGCGUUUAGAAAGCGACAGUGUGCGAUGGCCAUUUGACCGAUCCGGUACAGUCGACUCUUUCUCAACCUCGUCGAGCCGACGCAAACAAUCACAUCUGGAAGGGGAGACUCUUCUCGGGUCUGCUCCGGAGUGGUCUACACCGCCAGAAUCCCCUACACGAUCACUAGAAUCAGAACACAAGCGCGGUGGGUCGACAUGGAUGGGUAGUCUUCGAAAGACACUUUCAAACGCGAAGAAAGCUGCUACAUCCAUGCACUCUAACACUUCUGAUAAUAAUAACAACAACGCCGCCGCCGCAUCAGAAAAGGCACCGUCUCCUGAACCCGGGCCAUCAACAGCCAGACGACCAUCCAACGCCUCUAUAGCACAUUUACAGCGCAGACAAGGACCGAGAGACUGGGCUAUUGAUGGCCGACAAUCACGGAGUAGUGUCAUGUCACUCUCACACACCGACGACGACGACCCUUUCGACGACGAGGACGAUGACUGGGACGUCGAGGCUGCAGUUGAAGGACGACUAGUUCAGAUUACUUAUACGGUGCCCAAGGAAAGACUACGAGUAGUCAAUGCCGGUGUAGCUGACCGCGUCACUGUGGAUGAUGAGUCCGAUAAAGAAUCCAGAGCAUCUGUCGGUUAG